Molecule: messenger RNA, 1614 nt
Organism: Sphenostylis stenocarpa
Lineage: Eukaryota; Viridiplantae; Streptophyta; Magnoliopsida; Fabales; Fabaceae
Source: the annotation of a GenBank genome assembly
AUGGGGAACUGCAACGCGUGUGUGAGAGAUGACGUGGCAGAGUCAAACCGCGGGAGAAAGAAGAAAACCAAACCGAACCCUUACGCGGAGGAGACGCUCCGUUCUGGCGUUCCGAUCCGCGUGCUGAAGGACGUGACGUCGCGGAGCCUCAUCGGAGACAAGUACGUGAUAGGUCGGGAGCUAGGUCGGGGGGAGUUCGGGAUAACCUACCUGUGCACGGACCGGGAGACGAAGCAGGAGCUCGCCUGCAAGUCCAUCUCAAAGCGCAAGCUGAGGACCGCAGUGGACGUCGAGGACGUCCGCCGCGAGGUCGCUAUCAUGUCCACGCUGCCGGACCAUGCCAACGUCGUGAAGCUCAAAGCCACUUAUGAGGACCAAGAGAACGUUCACCUCGUCAUGGAGCUUUGCGCCGGUGGCGAGCUCUUCGACCGGAUCGUCGCACGUGGCCAUUACAGCGAGCGUGCGGCCGCGCACGUUGCGAGAACCAUUGCUGAGGUCGUCAGAAUGUGUCACGCCAAUGGCGUCAUGCAUCGAGACCUUAAGCCCGAGAAUUUCCUCUUUGCGAAUAAGAAGGAGAACUCUGUACUUAAGGCCAUUGAUUUUGGUCUCUCCGUGUUUUUCAAACCUGGGGAGAGAUUUUCAGAGAUUGUGGGGAGUCCUUACUAUAUGGCACCGGAGGUAUUGAAGAGGAAUUAUGGGCCAGAAGUUGAUGUGUGGAGUGCUGGGGUGAUUCUUUAUAUUUUGUUGUGUGGGGUUCCUCCGUUUUGGGCAGAGGACGAAAGAGGGGUGGCUUUAGCGAUUUUGAGGGGAGUGAUUGACUUCAAGAGAGAACCAUGGCCUCAGAUUUCUGCAAGUGCUAAGAGCCUCGUGCGCCAGAUGUUGGAGCCUGAUCCUAAGAAGCGCUUGACGGCUGAACAGGUGCUUGAACAUCCCUGGUUGCAAAAUGCAAAGAAAGCUUCAAAUGUUCCGUUAGGAGAUAUUGUGAGGACUAGGCUUAAGCAGUUCUCUGUCAUGAAUAGAUUCAAAAAGAGGGCCCUUCGGGUAAUUGCAGAGCAUUUAUCUGUUGAAGAGGUAGAAAUCAUCAAAGACAUGUUUACAUUGAUGGAUACUGACAAAGAUGGCAAAGUAACAUACGACGAACUGAAGGCUGGGUUACGGAAGGUUGGUUCACAAUUGGCUGAGCCAGAGAUUAAGAUGCUGAUGGAUGUGGCCGAUGUUGAUGGGAAUGGAGUACUUGACUAUGGAGAGUUCGUAGCCGUGACAAUUCACUUGCAAAGAAUGGAGAAUGAUGAACAUUUCCGAAGAGCAUUCAUGUUUUUUGACAAAGACGGGAGUGGCUAUAUUGAGUUAGGGGAGCUAGAGACAGCAUUAUUAGAUGAGUCUGGAGAAAACGAUACUGCUGUAUUGAAUGACAUCAUGCGUGAAGUUGACACGGACAAGGACGGUCGCAUCAGUUAUGAAGAGUUUGUGGCCAUGAUGAAAACUGGAACAGAUUGGAGAAAAGCAUCUAGACAGUAUUCAAGGGAGAGGUUCAAGAGCUUGAGCAUAAAUUUGAUGAAGGAUGGCUCACUUCAGCUUCAUGACGGUAUUAGUGGUCAGGCUGUAGUGGUUUGA